GAGAACACUUAAGGUGAUGAACCAUGAGGAGCUGCCAAAAAGGGUCACUGAUCUGCAUGCUUGCCUUGCUUCUGUUCGCACCAGUCUGUAGUAAUAUGGCAAGGCUGGUGAAAGGACGUGGACCUUGUGAGGGGAGAGUGGAGGUCUUUCACAGUGGAGCAUGGGGUACAGUGUGUGAUGACAACUGGGACAUGCAGGAUGUUGCCGUGGUGUGCAGAGAGCUGGGCUGUGGAGAGGCGCUGUCAGCCCUACCCUGGGCUCACUUUGGACAGGGAACUGGUAGAAUCUGGCAUUAUCAUUGCCAUGGAUUGGAGUCUACAUUCAGUGAGUGUAGAAGUACACAAGCUGAUGACUGUGGACAUCAUGAAGAUGCAAGUGCUGUGUGCUCAGGUACUGGUGCACGUUUAGUGGGUGGCAGCAGCUCCUGCUCUGGGAGACUAGAAGUGCUGCGGGAUAAUAGCUGGAAGAGCAUUUGUGAUGUAAACUUUAAUCAGAAGGCAGCUGAAGUUGUCUGUCAGGAAUUGGAUUGUGGAGCUCCAAAAGAAUAUCGAGCAGAAAUGUUGGGUCAAGGAAGGGGUUCAUUUUGGGAGAAAAAGAUUCUGUGCAGAGGAAAUGAAAAAAAGAUUUUUGAUUGUCCAUUCACUGAGAGUGCAGCAGGGCAUUGUACUGAAAGGAACAAUGUUGGCCUUGUUUGUGUUCCUUACAGACUGGUAAAUGGCUCCAACUCCUGUUCUGGUCGAGUUGAGCUUUAUUACGGCAAGCAGUGGGGGACUGUCUGUGAUCGUUACUGGGACCUACAGGAUGCCAAUGUUCUCUGUAACCACUUAGGGUGUGGAUAUGCAAUUGAAGUCCCUGGACAGGCCAGGUUUGGCAAAGGCAGUGGAGAAAUAUGGAGAGAUAAUCUUCAAUGUGAAGGUGAUGAAGCUGACCUGACAAAGUGCCCAGCUCUUGAUUAUGGGAGUGAGGAGUGCACACAUUGGCAUGAUGCUGGUGUUAUUUGCUCUGGUAUCAAUAUGGGCCUACCUUCAAGAUCCAGAAGACCAACUGGAGGCAAUCAGUUUGCCCUCAGGUUGACCAAUGGAACAGGUGUCUGUGAUGGAAGACUCGAGAUAUUCUACAAUGGAUCCUGGGGGACAGUGUGUGAUGAUUCCUGGGACUUACCAGAUGCAAAUGUAGUUUGUAGGCAGCUCCAGUGUGAGAUGCCUGUAAAUGCCAUAACUCCAGUCUCAUAUGGACCAGGAAGUGGACAUAUUUGGCUGGAUGAUGUGCACUGUCAGGGAAAUGAAUCAUCUCUGCGGGACUGUAGACAUCAAACAUGGGGACAGCAUAACUGUAGGCAUAAAGAAGAUGUAGGAGUAAAUUGUACAGAAUUCAAGAUGCUGAGGUUAACUGAUGGCUGUUCGGGACAACUUCAGGCUUUCUAUAACAACUCAUGGGGCAGCGUCUGUGCAAAUAACAUGGAUAAGGCCACUGCUGCCAUGAUCUGCCAAGAAUUAGGCUGUGGAAAUCUUACCUCUGAUGUUAAAGAAGAAUUAUCAAAACUGGACCCUGAUCCAAAAUGGCUGGACAAAGUUAGAUGUAGAGGACAUGAGGCUUCUAUCUGGCAAUGUCCCUCUUCUCCAUGGGGUAAAAAUGCAUGCACCAGGACUGAAGUGGCAAAAUUCUCUUGCACAGAUUUCUCUCCUGCAACAGUUGCUAAACAUGGCACGUACUACAGUAUUAAACAAUGUCUACACAGAUACAUCCUCUUGUACACCACCAAAUUAAAAUUUGGGAUUAAGGACUUCAGGGACAUCUCAAGCACCCAGAUGGAGUAUUUCAAUAGGUGCAUUCCUAUCCCUAAGUUUGUGGUAACAGUUCCUGAAUGGGGAUUAAAAGCUCCUACUGAUCAGUAUUUUAAUGACUUUGGAGUUGAGAGUGAAGUAAGAGGCAAACUGGAAGGAGAAAGAGAAGUCAGAGAUGUUCUUGAAGAAGGUGUGGGAGGAACUAUGAAAGUAAGCACUACUAACCCAAAACACUGUUCAGAGGACCUCACUCAGGAGCACUGCUCAGAGCCUCUAGAAUUGAGACUGGUUGGAGGAGCGAAUAACUGUUCAGGGCGAAUAGAAAUAAUGUAUGGAGACACCUGGGGUACAGUCUGUGAUGACGACUGGGACCUUAAGGAUGUGAAGGUGGUCUGUCGACAGCUUCGCUGUGGAGAAGCUGUGAGUGCAGAACUGGAGUUUGGAGGUGGAAGUGGUGUCAUCUGGCUAAACAAAGUGAAGUGCAGGGGAACUGAAGCUCACUUGUGGGACUGCCAACACGAACCCCUGGGAAAAAAUGACUGUGUACACAAGGAGGAUGCAGGAGUGAAGUGUACAGGAUUUGCACAGGAUAUCAAGGCUCCAAAAGAAGUCCCCAACAUCAAGGCAUUCAAAGAGCAACCCAUCCUUGUGAUUGUCUGUAUUGUACUUGGAGCUCUUCUCUUCCUCAUAUUAGUCCUGCUGGUUGGGCAGCUUCAAAGAAAUAGAACUUUAAAGAAAGGAAUGGCCAUGGAUGAACUUCUUCCCAUCAAUAACGCAGUUUAUGAGGAAAUUGAGUACAAGCUGGCCAGACAGGGAACUUAUGGAGCAGCCAGGAAAGGAAGCUUUUUGUCUGAUGAGCUACCAUAUGACUAUGAGGACAUUGAAGAUGACUAUCAAGAUCACAUUCUAGGUAGGAAACUGGCUUCUUUGGAAACGGAUAGCCCUGGCUACUAUGAUGAUACUACAAUAGAACAAAUUGAAAACCUUCCAGAAAACAUUUCCCAUGAUGAGCUGCUCUACAGUUAUGAUGAUGUCGAGAAACCUUUAGAAAACUCCACAGUAGAUUCUCAUGCUGCUGUGCAGUACCCGUUACCUCCAGAAUACGAUGACAUUGAGGAUGAGGCUGUUGGAGAACAAUCCGAUUUCAUCCAUGCCGGGUGCGCGACCAGUCUUGAGUAUUUCACACUCACAGGAAGUCUGUUGUCAGAUGAGCUGCCCUAUGACUAUGAGGAUAUCGAGGAUAGUGAGAAUGAACAUAUCUCAGAUAACAUUGCUCCUGAUGAAGUGCCUUACAACUACGAUGAUGUUGAUGAAUACGUGGAUCACCCAAGAGCAGGAUACACAGGAUACAGGCUGGUCAAUGGCACUGAUUCUUGUUCUGGCCGUGUGGAGUUGCAGUUUGGUGGUAAAUGGGGAACUGUCUGUGAUCAGUAUUGGACUCUGAAAGAUGCCAAUGUUUUGUGCCACCAACUGAAAUGUGGGUAUGCAAUUGAAGCUCCAGGACAGGCCAGGUUUGGAGAAGGAUCUGGUGAAAUAUGGGCAGAUAUAUUUGGCUGUGAAGGCAGUGAGACCCACUUGUCAAAGUGCCCCAUAUCUGUCUGGGGACGAGAAGGCUGCACUCAUGCAAAUGAUGCCGGUGUGAUUUGUUCUUACAGUCAAGAUCUGAAGCUGGUGAACGGCAGAGGACCGUGUGAGGGGAGAGUGGAGGUGCUUCGUAACGGGCAGUGGGGCACCGUGUGUGGUUAUAGCUCUGACUGGGACAUGAAGGACGCUGCCGUCGUGUGCAGACAGCUGGGCUGUGGGGAGGCUCUGUCAGCACCACUCUAUGCUCACUUUGGAUGGGGAACUGGGCGAGUCUUGAUGAGUGAUGUUAACUGUAAAGGACAGGAGUCUGCGCUGAAGGACUGUGAAAGUAGAACCAUCUUCUGCGAUAACUAUUACGACGUGAGUGCGGUGUGCUCAGGUACUGGUGCCCGUUUAGUUGGUGGCAGCAGCUCCUGCUCUGGGAGACUAGAAAUGUUAGACGGUUACAGCUGGAAGAGCAUCUGUGAGGCCAACUUUAAUCAGAUGGCCGCUGAGGUUGUCUGCCGUGAACUGGAUUGUGGAGUUCCCAAAAAAUAUCAGGGAGGAAUGUUUGGUCAAGGAAGUGGUACAGUUUGGGAAAAAAAGAUUCAGUGCAGAGAAAGUGAAAAAAAGAUUUUUGACUGUUCAUCACCAAACAGCGCAGCAGGGCGUUGUACUAAAAGGAACGAUGUUGGACUUGUUUGUGUUCCUUGCAGACUAGUGAACGGUUCUGAUUCUGAGUGCUCUGGACGAGUUGAACUUUACUAUGACCGUAGGUGGGGAACAGUCUGUGAUCGCUACUGGGACCUGCAGGACGCCAGUGUUCUCUGUAACCAGAUAGGCUGUGGAUAUGCAAUUGAAGCCCCUGGACAGGCCAGGUUUGGAGAAGGCAAAGGAGAAAUAUGGAGAGAUAAUCUUCACUGUGAGGGAGAUGAGACUGACCUGACAAAGUGCCCAGCUCUUGAUUACGGACGUGGAGAAUGCACACAUAAGAAUGAUGCUGGUGUUAUUUGUUCUAACCAGAAUUUUGGAGUCAGACUGUCAGGUGGCCCCAGUCGAUGUGAAGGAUGGGUGGAAGUUUAUUACAAGAAGGACUGGGCAAGAGUCAUGAUGGAAUCCUGGAGUUCCAGAGAUGCCACAGUGGUGUGUAGACAACUUGGCUGUGGCACUAGGACUCAAAUGCCAAAUUCUUCACAAUACAAGAAGAGCAGUAAAACUGUGUGUCUAAAAGGCUUUCUGUGUUCUGGGAAUGAAAAACAUUUGGGGUCCUGCAGUCAACCAAAGGAAAACAAAUGUGUAGGUAGUGCUAAUGCUGCAGUUCAAUGUGUUGAUCAUUUGGACCUCAGGCUGACUAAUGGAACAAGUGUCUGUGAUGGAAGACUGGAAAUAUUCUAUAAUGGAUCCUGGGGGACAGUGUGUGAUGAUUCCUGGGAUUUACCAGAUGCAAAUGUAGUUUGCCGGCAGCUCCAGUGUGAGGCAGCUGUAGAAGCCAUAACUCCAGUCUCAUAUGGACCAGGAAGUGGACACAUUUGGCUGGACGAUGUGCACUGUCAGGGGAAUGAAUCAUCUCUCUCGAUCUGUACACAUCGAGGAUGGGGACAAAAUGACUGCAGGCAUAAGGAGGAUGUGGGAGUAAAUUGUACAGAAUUCAAGAUGCUACGGUUAACAGAUGGCUGCUCUGGACAACUUCAGGUUUUCUAUAAUAACUCAUGGGGCAGCGUCUGUGCAAAUAACAUGGAUAAAGCAACUGCUGCCAAGUUCUGUCAGGAAUUGGGCUGUGGCAGUCUUAAGUCUGAUGUUAAAGAAGAAUUAUCAAAGCUGGACCUUGAUCCAAAAUGGCUGGACAAUGUGAGAUGUAGAGGACAUGAGGCUUCCGUCUGGCAGUGUCCCUCAUCUCCCUGGGGUAAAAAUACAUGCACCAGGACUGAAGUGGCAGCAUUCUCUUGCACAGGAAGUAUGAAAGUCAGCACCAAUAACCCAAAGCCCUGUUCAGAGGACCUCACUCAGAAGCGCUGCUCAGAGGCCUUAGACUUGAGACUGGUUGAAGGAGCUAAUAACUGCUCAGGGCGAGUAGAAAUAAAGUAUGGAGACACAUGGGGCACAGUCUGUGAUGACGACUGGGACAUGAAGGACGUGAAAGUGGUCUGCCAACAACUUCGUUGUGGGGAACCCAUGAGUGCAGAACUGGAGUUUGGAGGAGGACGUGGCGUUAUCUGGCUAAACAAAGUGAGGUGUAGGGGCACCGAGGCCCACCUGUGGGACUGCCAACAUGAACCACUAGGAAAGAAUGACUGUGAGCACAAGGAGGAUGCAGGAGUGAACUGCACAGGAUUUGCACAGGAUAACAAGACUCCAAUACCAAAAGUCUCCAAUAUCAAGGGUUCCAAAGAGCAGCCCAUCCUCAUGAUUGUCUGUAUUGUCCUCGGAGCGCUUCUCUUCCUAAUAACAGUCCUGCUGGUUGGUCAGCUUCAAAGAAACCGGACGCUAAAGAAAGGAAUGGCCAUGGAUGAACUUCUUCCCAUCAAUAAUGCAGUCUAUGAGGAAAUUGAGUAUAAACUGGCCAGACAGGGGACUUAUGGAGCACCAAGGAAAGGGAGCUUUCUGUCUGAUGAGCUACCAUAUGACUACGAGGACAUUGAGGACGAUGACCAAGACCAUGUUCUAGGUAGGAAACUGGCUUCGUUGGAUAGCCCUGGCUACUAUGAUGAUACUGAAAUAGGAAAAACAGAAGACCUGCCAGAAAACAUCCCUCAUGAUGAGCUGCUUUACAACUAUGACGAUGUUGAGGAACCCUUAGAAUACUCCACAAUCGGAUUUGCACAGGAUAACACGACUCCAAUACCAAAAGAAGUCUCCAAUAUCAAGGGUUCCAAAGAGCAGCCCAUCCUCAUGAUUGUCUGUAUUGUCCUCGGAGCGCUUCUCUUCCUAAUAACAGUCCUGCUGGUUGGUCAGCUUCAAAGAAACCGGACACUAAAGAAAGGAAUGGCCAUGGAUGAACUUCUUCCCAUCAAUAAUGCAGUCUAUGAGGAAAUUGAGUAUAAACUGGCCAGACAGGGGACUUAUGGAGCACCAAGGAAAGGGAGCUUUCUGUCUGAUGAGCUACCAUAUGACUACGAGGACAUUGAGGACGAUGACCAAGACCAUGUUCUAGGUAGGAAACUGGCUUCGUUGGAUGGCCCUGGCUACUAUGAUGAUACUGAAAUAGGAAAAACAGAAGACCUGCCAGAACACAUCCCUCAUGAUGAGCUGCUUUACAACUAUGACGAUGUUGAGGAACCCUUAGAAUACUCCACAAUCGGAUACAGGCUGGUCAAUGGCGCUGAUUCUCGCUCUGGCCGUGUGGAGUUGCAGUUUGGUGGUAAAUGGGGAACUGUCUGUGAUCAGUAUUGGACUCUGAAAGAUGCCAAUGUUUUGUGCCACCAACUGAAAUGUGGGUAUGCAAUUGAAGCUCCAGGACAGGCCAGGUUUGGAGAAGGAUCUGGUGAAAUAUGGGCAGAUAUAUUUGGCUGUGAAGGCAGUGAGACCCACUUGUCAAAGUGCCCCACAUCUGUCUGGGAACGAGGAGACUGCACUCAUGCAAAUGAUGUGAUUUGUUCUUUAAAGGAUGGUGGAGUCAGACUCUUAGGUGGUCAACAAAUUUGUGAAGGACGUGUGGAGGUUUUCUACAACAGGACCGGGUCAAGAGUUAUUGAUAACUCCUGGGGUGACAAAGAAUCUUCACUGGUCUGCAGACAGCUUGGCUGUGGCUCAGGAAUGCAGGCCUCCACUUCCUACCUUUAUGGAAAGGGCAAAGGAAAUGUGUGUGUGACAGGCAUUCAGUGCUCUGAGAAGAAUUGUACUCAUCCACAAACAGCCCAUUGUGGAAUCAGUCAUGAUGUGACGGUCAUCUGUUCAGGUGAGUAA
Erpetoichthys calabaricus (reedfish) is the source of this 7250-nucleotide messenger RNA. Its product is annotated as antigen WC1.1-like. Gene Ontology annotation, cellular component: membrane. The transcript is spliced from 43 exons. The record is from RefSeq and is a predicted model, not a curated record. Bases 24 to 7250 code for a protein of 2408 amino acids. NCBI's taxonomy places the organism in Eukaryota, Metazoa, Chordata, Cladistia, Polypteriformes, Polypteridae.